Messenger RNA from Iphiclides podalirius (scarce swallowtail), 405 nucleotides. The record is from the annotation of a GenBank genome assembly. Lineage: Eukaryota; Metazoa; Arthropoda; Insecta; Lepidoptera; Papilionidae.
AUGUCUUUUUGUCUGAAUGUUACGCCUUCAACCCCCCCCCACCCCCCCCCCCCCCCCCCCACCCCCCCCCCCCCCCCCCCCCCCCCCCCCCCCCCCCCCCCCCCCCCCCCCCCCCCCCCCCCCCCACCCCCCCCCCCCCCCCCCCCCCCCCCCCCCCCCCCCCCCCCCCCCCCCCCCCCCCCCCCCCCCCCCCCCCCCCCCCCCCCCCCCCCCCCCCCCCCCCCCCCCCCCCCCCCCCCCCCCCCCCCCCCCCCCCCCCCCCCCCCCCCCCCCCCCCCCCCCCCCCCCCCCCCCCCCCCCCCCCCCCCCCCCCCCCCCCCCCCCCCCCCCCCCCCCCCCCCCCCCCCCCCCCCCCCCCCCCCCCCCCCCCCCCCCCCCCCCCCCCCCCCCCCCCCCCUUAAAAAA